Molecule: messenger RNA, 885 nt
Organism: Polistes dominula (European paper wasp)
Lineage: Eukaryota; Metazoa; Arthropoda; Insecta; Hymenoptera; Vespidae
Product: flavin reductase (NADPH)
Molecular function (GO): riboflavin reductase (NADPH) activity; biliverdin reductase [NAD(P)H] activity
Source: RefSeq, a predicted model, not a curated record
AAUAUCUCAGAUAGAUCAUUUUGAUAUCAUCUAUUAUGUUAUCGUCUGCUAUAGUUAUCUUUAAUAAACACAUACUAAUACACAUUUAUAGGAGCCACACUGAAUGAUUAGACACAAUUCUAUACAAUUGUUAGUGAUUAUCAAAUUGUGAUAUUACGGAUAAUACCAUAUUAUUUUAAAGUAGAGAGAUAAAUACAUAUUCUAAGAUAUUUGUAAUAUCAUGGCGAAAAGGAUUGUAAUAUUCGGAGCUACGGGAAAUACCGGACUCUGUGUUUUAAACCAUGCCGUAGAAAAGGGUAUGGAUGUAAGAGUUCUUGUAAGAGACAAAACCAAGAUACCGGAAAACAUUAAAGACAAGGUGGACACAAUUGUUGGGGAUGUCACCAACGACACAGAUGUUUCAAAAGCUGUAGCUGGUAGAGAUGCUGUUGUUGUUGCACUUGGCACUAGAAAUGAUCUUAAACCAACUACCAUGCUAUCGGAAGGUAUGAAAAAUAUAUUAGACGCUAUGAAGAUGCAUAACGUUGAAUUGGUUUCCGUAUGUUUGUCAGCAUUUUUAUUCUAUAAGCCUGAUGCUGUACCAGCUAUAUUCAAAGAUUUGAACGCAGAUCAUCAACGUAUGUUUGAUCUUCUGAAAGAAAGUGGAUUAAAAUGGAUUGCUAUAUUACCACCACAUAUUUCUAGUUCAAAUAAUUUAGAAUAUGUUAUAAAACACGAUGAAUCACCAGGUCGUGCCAUUUCAAAAUACGCUUUGGGUGCAUUUCUUGUAGAUUGCCUUGAACAAUCAGAUCAUUAUCAAAAAAUAUGUGGUAUUGCAACUAGCUCAUAAUUAUGAAUUAUGGUCUUGUAGAUAAAUAUAUGCACAAUAUAUUGUUAGUAUUGUAA